This is a messenger RNA of Drosophila busckii, 2499 nucleotides long. Its product is annotated as serine/threonine-protein kinase Nek8. The record is from RefSeq and is a predicted model, not a curated record. Gene Ontology annotation, molecular function: ATP binding; protein kinase activity. Gene Ontology annotation, biological process: protein phosphorylation. NCBI's taxonomy places the organism in Eukaryota, Metazoa, Arthropoda, Insecta, Diptera, Drosophilidae. Bases 1 to 2499 code for a protein of 832 amino acids. The transcript is spliced from 9 exons.
AUGAAGCAGUUUCGUAAUAAGGCCAGUUCCUUGCCUAUUUUCAAUGGACGCAUUAACGAUGUAACCUCGCUGACCACCACAUCCUUGCAGCUGCCACACGUAGCAGCGGAACGUAAGCCCAGCAGUCGCAAAUUUAGCUCACGAGGCUUGCCCAAAAUAUUUACAAUAACUGACGGCCACACCGGCAUCACCAAUACAUCGCUCGCUGAGGCCAUGUCUACUAAUCUGGUGCAGGAGCAGCAGGCGCUGCAGCAGCUGGUGGUACCGCACGAGACGCUCAAUGUGGCUGGCAAAGAGUUGGCCAACUAUGAGAAAGUACGCGUAGUGGGUCAGGGCUCAUUUGGCAUUGCUAUACUCUACAGGCGCAAAUAUGACGAUCAUCAUAUUGUGUUCAAACAAAUUAAUUUGAGCGAAUUGACGCCACCAGGACGUGAUCUGGCCAUGAAUGAGGUGGAAGUGUUUUCCAAACUGCAUCAUCCCAACAUUGUUAGCUAUCUGGGCAGCUUUAUAAAGGACAAUACACUGCUUAUUGAAAUGGAGUACGCCGAUGGUGGCACCUUGGCCCACAUCAUAGCCGAACGACAGGGUAAACGACACUUUCCGGAACGCUAUAUAAUCGCCGUCUUCGAGCAGAUAUCCAGCGCUAUUAACUACAUGCACUCGGAGAACAUACUUCAUAGGGAUUUAAAGACGGCUAAUGUGUUUCUGAAUAAGCGUGGCAUUGUUAAGAUUGGCGACUUUGGUAUAUCUAAGAUAAUGAAUGCCAAAAUUCAUGCACAGACCGUGCUUGGCACACCCUACUACUUCAGUCCCGAAAUGUGCGAGGGCAAGGAGUACGACAACAAAAGCGAUAUCUGGGCACUGGGCUGCAUUCUGGGUGAGAUGUGCUGUCUGAAGAAGACUUUUGCCGCUUCCAACUUGUCAGAGCUGGUGACGAAAAUUAUGGCUGGCGCUUAUACGGCUGUGCCGCUUGGCUACACCUCCGGCUUGCGCAGCCUGAUGUCCAAUUUGCUGCAGGUGGAUGCAUCCAAACGUCCCACUGCAUCCGAGGUGCUCGUAUAUUGGAUACCCUUGAUAUUUCGCAGUCUGGGCAAGAACAAAGGCUACUCCUAUGAGGACCACGACAACAGCAACAGCUUGGCAGCAGCAUCCACAACGCACAUUGCUGCCAGCUGCAGCAACUUGACCAUGGAGCUGCCCACUGCACAAACAGAGACGCGCAAGCUGAUGAGCGCCGAGACUGCGCUGCCACAUGAGGUUAUAGAGCGACGUUCUGUGCUUUAUCAGCUAAAGGCUUUUGGUAACAGCUUUAGCAUGAGUCCCAUACAGCUGCCACCCAAGUCUGUCAUAGUCUGUGUGGCGAUGAGCGAAUCCCACUUUGUUGUUAUCAACGAUGAUGGCACUGCUUAUGCCUGGGGAGAGGGCACCUGUGGACAACUGGGCCUGACAUCACUCGAGACCUGGAAACACUAUCCGGGCUUGGUGCAGAGCGUGCGCAACUAUCAUCUGGUCAGCGCUUGUGCCGGCGAUGGCUUCACUAUAUUCCUGACACAGUCCGGCAAUCUGCUCAGCUGCGGCAACAAUCAGCAGUAUGCAUUGGGCCAGGAUGAGCAAAAGAACUACUAUAGUCCAAAGCUCAUAGCCAAGCUGGCGGAUGUGCGCAUUGAACACAUUAGCGCUGGCUUGCAGCAUGUCCUAGCGCUGAGUCGCGAAGGCGCCGUCUAUGUCUGGGGCACCAGCGCCACAGGCGCGCUCGGCCUGGGCAACUAUCAGCAACAGCUCAAGCAGCCGCAAAAGAUUUUGCUGUCGCAUGUGAAGAGCAGAGCUCUGAGCAUCUACUGCGGCCCAGACACCUCCGCCGUGCUCUUUUCCAACGGCGAGCUGCAUGCCUGCGGCAGCAACAACUACAACAAGCUGGGCUUCAAUCGCGCCAGCAAAAUAACUGCCUUUAAAAAAGUACAACUGGGACAAAAGGUGAUUAAGGCUUGCUUCUCCUCCACGCAUUCGGUGUUUCUCAUUGAGGGUGGCUAUGUCUACACCAUGGGACGCAACACAGAAGGUCAACGUGGAAUACGACACUGCAAAGCUGUGGAGCAGCCCACACUGGUAGAGAUCAUGCGCACACGUUAUAUUGUGCAAGCAAAUUGCAAUGAUCAGUGCACCAUUGUGGCUUCCGAAGAUAAUAUUAUCUCUGUCUGGGGCACACGCAAUGGUCUGCCGGAGCUCGGCGCCAGCGGCAGCCCCUUGGGUCUGGAAGUGUGCACGCCCAACAAUGACAUUGACUUGGGCAACAACACAGCUGCUUUCACCAACUUUCUAGCAUCGGUCUACAAGUCAGAGCUGAUUAUCGAUCCAGUCGAUAUCUUAGCCUUGUACUCCUCGAAGGAGCAAUGUGAACGUGGUUACUAUGUAAAAGUGAAUGAUAUAUUUCCAUUGGCGCACAGCGUGCUGGUGCUGGUAGAGACCACCACGCCGCUUAUUACAUCCUAUGAAGGUUAA